This is a messenger RNA of Anthostomella pinea, 3294 nucleotides long. Lineage: Eukaryota; Fungi; Ascomycota; Sordariomycetes; Xylariales; Xylariaceae. The record is from the annotation of a GenBank genome assembly.
AUGGCCUUUGGUCGCCUGGCUGAGCGAGUGCAGUGCAGCGCUAGGAUCGACAUCGUGGCAUCGCCUUUCGCCUUCGCCGCCAUGGAAGAGCGGCGGAGGAUAUGGCAGGUACGCAAGUACUGCCAGGUCAAACCCGCCAUCAUCCACUACGCCCGGAACGGCGAGACAGCUGGGGUUGGGGCUGGCGACACGGACCUCCACGCUGGACAUGGCGACUACGCUCUCGCCGCCAUGCUGCGGGCGCUUGUCUAUGAACUGGACGCCGACCUCGCCAUGAUCAGCCUUCUCGACGAAGACAAGCAAUACUUCUUAUCGGGCGCCUCCCGUUCCUUCCUGCCCUUGGCGAAGGCUUCCCUCGAGUCGACCAGGUGGUACGGCUGCGACACCGUGUCCAGCGCUGGCGGGCUCUGCAUCCGCACCAUCAGGAGGCAGCGGGAAGAGAUCUACGAAGAGACGGAUAUGGCGUAUGAGGACUACACCAAGCAUCUGCCUUUUGUGACGGGCGAGAUCGCCAGCUACCGAUACUACGCUGGGGCGCCGCUCUCGACGCCCACCAUGCACAACAUUGGCACCGUCUUUAUCUUUCGAGAGCAGCCAGCCGCGCAACCAUUGGACGCCAUCCGGACACAAUUCCUGCUGGACACCGCCGCCGAAGUCAUGAAGUAUCUGCAUGAGUCCGUCCUCGCCUUGGAUAGUCGACGGGCCUCCAAAUUUAACGAGGCCAUCUCGUCAAUGCUCGACUACACGCCGACCCCUCCACCUCGUUCGGUUGAAGGGGUAGCCGAACGCCUAAAUAGAAUACAGCGUUCCGGCUCGUUGGGUGCGAGCGAGAAGCGUUCGGCCGUGUUAAAGCUGUACGCUCACGCCGCACACUUGUUGCGGGAAACCUUUGGCCUGGAGGGGGCCAUCUUUCAAGAAGUACCACUACGUCGUGGCCAUAUCACGUCAUUGACCGCUUCGCGCCUUUUGGGUAAGGCCGGCGACUCGCCUGGUUCAUCCAUUGACUUUCUAUCAGAUUCGCUCGUUUCCGACAUGGUCGAAUGCUGGCCUAACGGCGAGGUCUUCCAUCUCAUCGAACGAGUCGACGAGCCGCCAGUCAUGGUCGGCGAACACGAAUGCGACGCACCCGAGCUUGCAUCGCGGCGGCGCACGUUAGGCCUGGCGCUCGGCAAUGCUGUUGCCGGUGCUCAGCAAAUGCUCUUUGCGCCGCUGUGGGAUUCGUCUGAGAACCGAGUAGCAUCAAUAGCGUGUGGGUGGUCUAUGGAUUACAGCCGGGUGUUCAGUCGGCCAAGCGAUCUCCCACCGCUAUCUGCCUUUUGCACCACAGUUAUCUCACAAGUCAGCCGCGUGGAAGAAGAAUUUCUGCAGAAACAGAAGUCGGACUUCAUAGGUUCCAUCUCCCACGAGAUGCGCUCGCCGCUCCACGGGACGCUGGGUAACCUUGAGCUCUUGAUCGCUGGCGAUCAUACCAACGAGCAACACGAACCCCUACUUCACGCUUUAUCCAGUGGGCGACAACUGCUAGACACUAUUGACAAAGUUCUGGAGUUUUCCCAAAUCAGUGACGAUGUCGCACGUCUGCACACGAGGCCACUGCUUGCAAAGGCCAAGGCGAAACCACGAGACAGGAGCGACGUAUGCUGGCCAGGUCUUGAUGAUAGGCCGCUGUUGGGACGACAUGACGUUGUCCGUUUCUUCGAGGACAUGAUCGACUUCGUCUUGUCGCGAGCAUCGUUGACGUCGGUUGUGUCGGGACCGGCAAGCCGAGAAACCCUUUUCAAUGGCCCAGCGGAGACAUUGCGGUCUGAUGAAUCUCCCGGAGUUGAAUCACCUUUAGUCCUUCUGGAUGUUGGCCUUAUCCCGUCAACCUCCUUCUCGUUCAAUAACACAGCCGCCCUUCGUUCCAUCUUCUUGAAUCUGUUGACCAAUGCUAUGCAGCAUACGACGAGCGGCUGCAUACGCACCAGUGUAGAUGUCGUCCACCCCGAUGCCGGCGAAAUCGAUAAUUGGGCCGGGCCAGCUCUCGCAUUGAAUGUCUCGGACUGUGGCCGCGGCAUAGCCACGGGCUUCACUGACCGUGUCUUUGUGCCAUUCACUCAAGCGAACCAAUUGGACGCCGGGGUCGGUUUGGGCCUGUCAAUAGUGAAAGCAAACACCGAUGCACUACACGGCAGCGUCAUCUUAGACUCCGACGUUUCGGAAGGCACUACGGUAAAAGUUUAUCUCCCAUUUUUCGAGACCGGAUCUCAAACUCUUGUCACUGCGGACGCCGAGGUUGGUGCCGAUGGGCCUGCGCCAUUCGCUGUGCAAGUAUUCCCAGGUUCGCCGCUGCGGACAGGAAAGAGAAAAAAGAGAAGCACGCGUCUCGUCGAGCAAUCGCUUGGUCGUUUGUUCGCACCAGCGACGGUGACGACUUGGACCCCAGAUACAGCAUGCGAUCUGGUUGUGGUUGACGAGCGAGACGUUGAUGACUUUGUUUUGAACAUUGGGAGUACCACAUCUUGCCCGGUCUUCGUUUUACAGCAUAGCGACAAGCAGGCAAGAUCGGACGCACGCCCACUGCAAAACAGGAUUGUUGGCCCGGUGACACCCUCGAAAGUCGACGAGGUUGUAGAGCGCCUGCGAGCUCACUCGCUCCAUCCCAACCAGCUUGCCGCAAGCCAUCGCGCCUCGUCUCCGCCCGGCUCUGUUGCAGAUUCACAUUCACGAUCUAUGGAAGUCGACGGUGCAGCUUCAGAGAUGGUUCCCAUUGGCGUACAGGCGGACCCAAACUAUGCCUCGGAGCGUCUGCAUCUGAAUUCAAUAUCACGUGAGCCUACGCUGGGAGGUUACGAGGAGAACGUCGAUGGUCAAGAACGUGAAAGCGAGGAUGCUCAGCUUCCGACGCUUCUGUUCGUUGAUGACAACGCGAUAAAUCUCAGUAUACUCAAGAAGUUUGCAAAUAAAUGCGGCGCGACUUCGAUACACUCCGCACGCGACGGGCAAGAAGCCAUCGACGUAUUUCGAGCGACACAACAGUCGGGCGGCGUCGACAUCAUAUUCAUGGACUUGUCGAUGCCGGGGGUGUCCGGCUUCGAGGCCACCGUUGCAAUUCGGAAGCUGGAAGCGGCCGCAGCCAUACCGAGGACGUACAUCGUCGCACUCACCGGACUCGUAAGCUCGAAGGAUAGGGAUGCGGCCUUCGAAGCUGGUGUUGACGAAUACAUCACAAAGCCAGCAAACUUGAAAGUUGUCGGGCAGAUUGUUGACGGGGCGAAAGUCUGGCGCAAGAGUCGGGUUCCUAGACUUGUUUGA